AUGGCAGAAGAUAUCCAGAACUUGCUAAUACUACAACAAUUGCUUAUUGUGCAGCAGCAGCUGCAGCAGCAGGCAUACAAUGAAGCUGCAGCUGUAAACAUCAUCAGACGGCGAAGAAGAAGGAGGGCAAGGCAAAGAAGAUGCUGGGUUAGAUCAUUUCUAGGUGAUGUCCGAAGUUCUCAGUUUGGGCACUUCAACCGCCUCAUGCCUGAGUUGAGGCACGAAGAUCCUGCAUCUUUCCACAAUUUCCUCAGAAUUCCACCAGAUAUGUUUGAUGAGCUGCUCACCAGACUUAAUCCAAGAAUCACCAAGCAGGAUACCAAUUACAGAAAGGCUAUAGAUCCAGGGCUGAAGCUUGCAGCCACUCUGCGCCAUCUGGCAUCUGGUGACACGUACGCCAGUGUGAAGUUUGACUUCAGAAUCCCAUCCAAUACCUUGUCUCUCGUAGUGAAGGAAGUCUGCCAGGCUAUAGUAGAUGAGUACAAAAAUGAAGUGAUCAAGUUCCCAACCACUCCUGCAGAGUGGGCUGCAGUUGCUGAACAGUUCGAACGUCGAUGGAAUGUCCCUCAUGGAUGUGGUGCCUUUGAUGGCAAACAUGUUGCCAUACGAAAGCCAGCCAACAGUGGAAGCCUAUAUCAUAACCACCAAGGAUUCUUUUUAAUUGUUUUGAUGGGCCUGGUAGAUGCUGACUAUAACUUUCUGUGGAUAGACGUUGGAGGUGAUGGCUACAUGACAGAUGCCAUGAUCUUUAAUGAAUCUGAGCUUAAGGAGUGCCUAGCUGACGGAUCGAUAGGUUUUCCACAACCAUCACCCCUACCGAAUGAUGACAGAAACAUGCCGUACUUCAUCCUUGCCGAUGAUGCCUUUGGGCUCCAUACCAAUCUGAUGAAGCCCUACCCGCAACGCAACCUGACAAAGGAGCAUAGGAUAUGCAACUACAGGAUAUCCAGAGGGAGGAGGAUAAUGGAGAAUGGAUUCGGGAUACUGGCACAACGUUGGCAGGUUCUCCUAGGCACCAUGCAACAGGAGCCUGACACAGCAAGGCUCAUUGUUGAGGCAUGUGUCUGCCUUCACAACUUGAUGCGCAUGCGGUAUCCUACCCUGCAGAAUGCAGCUUUGGAUUACGAGGAUGGCUACCACGAUAUGGUCCCUGGAGCAUGGAGGCAGCAUGCCAAUAUGCAUGAUGUCGACCAAGCAAAAGGACCAAACAGAGAUAGCACUGCUGCCAAGAAACAGCGUGAAUGCCUCAAGCUCUACUUCAACUCAGCAGCUGGAUCAGUGCAUUACAAGACCGAAGUCACCGAAGUCACCGAAGUCACCGAAGACACAGUUACAUGGCAAGACCGAAUGAUAUAG
Messenger RNA from Priapulus caudatus, 1356 nucleotides. Its product is annotated as putative nuclease HARBI1. The transcript has a single exon. The record is from RefSeq and is a predicted model, not a curated record. Lineage: Eukaryota; Metazoa; Priapulida; Priapulimorpha; Priapulimorphida; Priapulidae. The coding region runs from base 1 to 1356 and encodes 451 amino acids.